ACCACUAACACCACCAACAAACCCUGAGCAACAAGCAAGCAAGCAAGCAAGCAAGCAAGGAGGCAACCAAGGAAAACCUUUUCCUUGCAAGCAACACACGGCAGCAGCAGGGUCCGUUAGGGAGACGCCAAGACACGCCGCAGCGACAACCAAUGUUUACACGCAGUCAGCUGAUUGUCACUGGAGGAAGAUCGCAUUAAUACCAUAUGCUAUGGAGAGUGAAAUCUUUAAUCCAUGUGUGGCACAAAACAGCAGUGAUAGUAAAGAAGAGAAUAAAGAUAAAAAGCAGCUAAGUGUGCCAGCCUUGCACUUGAUAACUUCAUUGAUUUGUGGCCAUCAACAAAGUCUACAUCUUGUUGAAACUAAACUGAAAGAACUUUUACAACAUCAAGAAGUUUUGAGUGAAGGAGUGCAGAGUGAAAAUGAGAGAUUUAAGAUUGCUGAAGCCACUUUUCAUUUACCAACAGUGUUUCAAGAAAUUUCUACAUACAAUCAGAAGUUAAUCCAACUUAAGGGCGAAAUGGCUGCUGUUACUGAGAGAACUUCACGACUGAAGAAAAGGGCAAUGCGACUCCAGCAGCAGCAACAGCAGAAGGCCCUGAACCAAGAACAGGAGAGAGCACGUCAAGCUGAGCGGGAGAAACUUCUAAUUGCUCAACCAGUUUGGGCAACAAAGCAUAAUGAUUCUUGAAUCAUAGUUACAUAUACAUAUAUACUUAAGGGAUUCCUUAAACAAAAGAUUGGUAAGCAAGACAGUCCAUAUUUUAUUUUAUACAUUUUUUUUUCUUUUUAUCAAAGAAUGCCAAGUGUUGUGUGGAUCCACACAGAUUAUUCUUGGCUCAACUCAAGAUAUUGUUCCUUUUAUAUCUUGCUACUCACAAGUAUUUUCAGCAGAAUGCAGAUUUUAUUUAAUUUAUGAACAUCAAUAAAAUGAUGAGUUGGUACUCAGUAGUUCUAAAGGAAUCAUUGACACAACCACACAGUUUGUAUUUACUGCUACUAUUAGUGAUGGUGUUGCAGUAACAAUACAGUUUGUACACCAAAAAUACAUUCAUAUAGUGUGUGUGGAAUACGUGCUGACUUCUUGCUUUAAAAAACUAUCAGUGAUUUAGUUGUGUAUUUCAUCAAUUCUUUUAUGGGAAAUAAUCAAAUUCGUGAUUGAUAAGUAAUACUGGAUGGAGAUAUGCAAUUUGUGAAAACUGCUAGUAUCCCAACUUGCUCUUUGUUCAGUUGGCUGAGCUAGGAUUCCUCUUAGCUGAACUUUUUAAGCAAGAUUCUUCUGUCUUAUGAGACACAAAAUAAUGCACUCAUAAUAUGAAUAUGAUAUGUUGCAUACCCUUUAAUAUACACAAACUGUGGCUUUCAUAUCAGCAAGUACAAUUUUAUCAUCAAGUUACAUAAAAAACAGGAUAAACCAGUAUUGUCACAUACUCUGCAAAUACAAAUUUAUGUUAACUCUGCAUACAAAGAAUUGUAUUUUGAUACAUUAAUAACUCUCAGGGUAAAGUUUUUCCUCUCUUUUUGUUUUAAAGUUACUGACUGGAUUAUAAAUAAAUAUUUAGACUAUGUAAUAUUUUAGAACAAAAUAUUUAACUGUCCUUUUACUCUUGGUCCUCUGCCUGUAAAAUUUUCAAGUUUGUAUAGUAGUACAAACCUGACUAAAAGGAAGAUAUAAGAUGUCUAAAUCUUCCAAGAAACUUGAAAGGAUUGUCUGAAGAAUAUGUCUUAAGAUGGCCAGAAUAAUGUCAAGUCAGUGCUACAUAUGUCAAGUGUUUAAGUUGGAUAACAUUAAACAUUACAACAAAACCUUACAAAAAUGUUAAAAUAUUGAGGGAAAAUAAGAUAGAUGCUUUUAUGAUGAUUGGUUAAGAUUUUAAUUAAUAAGUUAAAAUAUUAGGUUGUCUCAAAAACAAACAAGCAGUCAAAUUUUUGUAUACUGCCUCUUAUUAUUCUUCAUAUUGUUUGCUAUGAUGGGCCCAAGUCAUUACUGUUGUAAUGCUACAUUUUUCCUCUGGAAAGGUGAUGAACAGUUGUAAUUAUUUUUACCUUGGAGGAGAUCACUAUAAUUCUUAAAAAAAAGUGCCCUGAUGUCAGAUCUUGCACCAUGUCACUUACAAGCAAGCAGAUUUCUUGGUCCAAAUGGCACUGCUUUAUAAGUUCUACAAUGCUAAGUUUAUAAAAUGUUUCCCCCCUUUCAAGGAAAUGACUUGAGAGAUGCCGUGUUACUUCCAUUUCUUUGUGCAUGUCCAUUGUUUUCAGGAACAUCUGAGAUGGCAUCCUCAUUAGUUGUUUCACCUUCAUCCAAUCCUGGUUAGGUAGCAUGUCUCAAACGAGAUCAAGUGUCUUAAUACAUACUUAUAAUUAAAGAUGCCCUUGUGCCAUUUUGAUAGGUUAUGCCAAGCACAUGGUUGUCAAAGGCAAGAUAUACUCUCUGUGUGUAUAAGUCCUGUGCACAACACAGCAAUAUGUGUAAAUGCUGUCAUGAGCAGCUUAAAUUUGGUACUUGAAUUGGUGCUAUGUGGCUACUUUGUCAAUCACAAGCUGCACAGUGUUAUAUUUCCAUUAUAUCUUCACUAAAACUCCAUGUCUAUGAUGUAGCAUUUCCUUGGGGCAGUCCUGAUGAUCCUCGGUCUUGAACAAGAUGCAUAGUCUGGAGAUGACCACAAUAUUUUUAAACUUUCUUGAAGCCUCUAAGAUUCAUGAAACUUGACAGCCAAUAUCAUGAAGCUGACAUUCUUGAAACUUCAUAAUUUUGCAACCCUUGCUCAUAUCAUACUUCACAUGUAAGUGAAAUUGCCCACAUCUAGCUGGACUUUAAUUCUUGACACUGAUCAGCUGACAUGGGUUACUUACUAAUACUUCCUAGUCCUUGUGAGCAGGCUCCUGGACUUCCCAGCACCUCCUAGCAGGCAUCAACUUUACACCAGUACACAGAGGCAGCCAUUGCCCAUAUCACAGUCUUGUUCAGUGAAAAUCCAGCUUAAAUAAGGCAGCAGGGCAUGAGUGCUCUUCAAACAGUGCCCCUCACCUUUUGUCGCAGUGCACACUACACAUCCAGUCAUCCGUAAAUCUACAAAUAUUCUUCCCCUCCUAAUAACAUGCACCAACUAGUCUCAUACUAUACUAUAGUAAUAUGAAUUAAAUAUAAAUAUAUAAAACUAAAUUAUGUGUUACAGCAGGAGGUAUUGCUAAACAGGGAACCAUGAGGUUACACCUGUCAUGUCCUCUACUCCCUGCACAUGUGCAAGCACCAGACUGUGGGAAUGCCAGAUAGUUCUGGUUCCCAGGCAGAGAGAGGCACCAGGUGUGACACAAGUCAGUCCAUGGUGAAACACCAGAGAGAGAGAACACACACGUCAGCUGAGAGAAGUAGACAUUGAGUUGAGCAGCUGAGGCAACAGCAGUAGCAGUGGGAUGAGUCUGGUGCCCAUGGGUCUGAGAGCAGCAGCAGCCAAGCAGCUGGCAAGCAGAUGUGAGGUGCACAUGUGGUAACACACAUUGGCAAACCACUGGAGGUCAGGUAACCACUGGAGGUCAGAGGUAAAGCCUGCCUGAAAGACCACAGAGGAAGACAUCCUGAGACAGUAGCGGGACAAGUCCUGUGCUCAUGGCUCUGAGACAGGCGGCAGAGAGGGCAGAAGCCAGCCUGACAAGGACACUGAGGUGGACAUCAUUGGCUAGCUGCGAGGAUUACCUGCUGCUGAAGGUAGAGACUGGUGGAGCCUCUGAGGUGUCUGCUGUGUACUGAGAGCCAACCUGAGGAAGAACUGUGUGAGGAAGACAUUCUGUAGCUGCUGGGGAAGUGCAGCUGAGAGACUGAGGCUGGAGGAACCUCUGUGGUGCCUGCGGUGGUACCAGAAGCCAACAGGAUGUUAUACCACAAGCUGUGAGUCGUGUCAUCUCUCACGUACGUGUUCUGUGUGGACAUCAGAGUGACUGUGUUCUGUGGGUGCAUGUGGGUGGUGUGUGUGCUGCACUUAAGACUCAGUGCUCUGCCUGUGUAUUUGGUACCUGUAGUAUCCUGUAUGUCACAAAAUAAGUGUGCCCUGUUCUUUAGUGAGGAAAUAUACCCCUGUGCUGUGCA
Scylla paramamosain (green mud crab) is the source of this 4084-nucleotide messenger RNA. It is a transcript of the gene Pldn, whose product is annotated as biogenesis of lysosome-related organelles complex 1 subunit 6-like. Lineage: Eukaryota; Metazoa; Arthropoda; Malacostraca; Decapoda; Portunidae. Gene Ontology annotation, biological process: intracellular transport. The record is from RefSeq and is a predicted model, not a curated record. Bases 212 to 691 code for a protein of 159 amino acids. The transcript has 5 exons. Gene Ontology annotation, cellular component: transport vesicle; BLOC-1 complex.